CCCCAGCGGCCGGGGAGGUGCGCUGCCCGGCUCCCGUAAAGUUAUUGUGAAUGGGGAGCGGGUGACGUCAGCGCCGAAUGUCAACAAUGUAGCGAUUGAGAGUGUGGGCGUUCCGGGGAGAGCGCGAGCCGCGCGGCGCGGAGCAAACAGCGCCGAGCCGCCGCCGCCUCAGCAGCAGCAGCAGCAGCAGCGGCCGUGCACGCCCGGGCUGCGGUCGCACAGCGCUAACGUGAGCGGCCGCCGCCCUCGCCACCCCGCCUGCCCACUCCCGCCGCCGCCCCGCUCUCGCUUUCCCCCUGGCCUCCCCUCGCCCCUUCCCCUCCCCCUUCCCGGCGCACUCGGGGGGCUGGGAACGAGCUGCCAUGUGAUGCGCGUCCCCUCCGCGAGCUUUCGGUGACCCCCGAACUGCCCACCUCGCCGGCUGCCGGGAGGGGGCUGCGAGCCGGGAAGACGCGGGGAAGAGGAGGCGGAAAAGGACGCAAAGUUCUCCGGCGAGUGCAGCUGUCUGCUUCAGAAAGUGAGGGCUCCAGGAAUGAGGAGAAUCUUCAAGAGCUGCCUCGCAUUGUGACAUGUCUGAUCCCUUGCUCCCAUCCCUGCAGCAUGAACAAGGUGGACACUCACUGACCUGUCACAAGGUUCCCCCACAAAACUUAGGGGUCCAUGUCUGAAUGGAUUGCCGGAGCCUUCUCAUCUCUCCCUUCGCCCAGUUCCCUGCAUCCUAAGACUCGAAGCCAGCACAGGACCUGGAAAAAUUACAUGGUGUGAACGGCAUGUCUGUGGAUGAGAAGCCUGACUCCCCCAUGUAUGUGUAUGAGUCCACAGUCCACUGCACCAACAUCCUCCUGGGCCUCAAUGACCAGCGGAAAAAGGAUAUUCUCUGUGACGUGACUUUGAUCGUGGAGAGGAAGGAGUUCCGGGCCCACCGGGCUGUGCUGGCCGCAUGCAGUGAAUACUUUUGGCAGGCGCUGGUUGGACAGACAAAAAAUGACUUGGUGGUCAGCUUGCCUGAGGAGGUCACGGCCAGGGGCUUUGGGCCACUGUUACAGUUUGCCUACACUGCCAAGCUGUUACUCAGCAGAGAAAACAUCCGUGAGGUCAUCCGCUGUGCUGAGUUCCUGCGCAUGCACAACCUGGAGGACUCCUGCUUCAGCUUCCUGCAGACCCAGCUCCUGAACAGUGAGGAUGGCCUGUUUGUGUGCCGGAAGGAUGCUGCAUGCCAGCGCCCGCACGAGGACUGUGAGAACUCUGCAGGAGAGGAGGAGGAUGAAGAGGAGGAAACGAUGGAUUCAGAGACGGCCAAGAUGGCUUGCCCCAGGGACCAGAUGCUUCCAGAGCCCAUCAGCUUUGAGGCCGCCGCCAUCCCUGUAGCAGAGAAGGAAGAAGCCCUGCUGCCCGAGCCUGACGUGCCCACGGACACCAAGGAGAGCUCAGAAAAGGAUGCGUUAACGCAGUACCCCAGAUACAAGAAAUACCAGCUUGCAUGUACCAAGAAUGUCUAUAAUGCAUCAUCACACAGUACCUCAGGUUUUGCAAGCACAUUCCGGGAAGAUAACUCUAGCAACAGCCUCAAGCCGGGGCUUGCCAGGGGGCAGAUUAAAAGUGAGCCGCCCAGUGAAGAGAAUGAGGAAGAGAGCAUCACGCUCUGCCUGUCUGGAGAUGAGCCUGACGCCAAGGACAGAGCAGGGGAUGUCGAGAUGGACCGGAAACAGCCCAGCCCUGCCCCUACCCCCACGGCCCCAGCUGGGGCCCCCUGCCUGGAGAGAUCCAGGAGCGUGGCCUCGCCCUCCUGCUUAAGGUCUCUGUUCAGCAUAACGAAAAGUGUGGAGCUGUCUGGCCUGCCCAGUACAUCUCAGCAGCACUUUGCCAGGAGUCCAGCCUGCCCUUUUGACAAGGGGAUCACUCAGGGUGACCUUAAAACUGACUACACCCCUUUCACAGGGAAUUAUGGACAGCCCCACGUGGGCCAGAAGGAGGUGUCCAACUUCACCAUGGGGUCGCCCCUCAGGGGGCCUGGGUUGGAGGCUGUCUGUAAACAGGAGGGAGAGCUGGACCGGAGGAGCGUGAUCUUCUCCUCCAGCGCUUGUGACCAAGUGAGCACCUCGGUGCAUUCUUAUUCUGGGGCGAGCAGUUUGGACAAAGACCUCUCUGAGCCGGUGCCAAAGGGUCUGUGGGUGGGAGCUGGCCAGUCCCUCCCCAGCUCGCAGGCCUACUCCCAUGGUGGGCUGUUGGCCGACCACUUGCCAGGAAGGAUGCGGCCCAACACCAGCUGCCCGGUGCCAAUCAAAGUCUGCCCUCGCUCACCCCCCUUGGAGACCAGGACCAGGACUUCCAGCUCCUGUUCUUCCUAUUCCUACGCAGAGGAUGGGAGUGGGGGCUCACCCUGCAGCCUCCCUCUCUGUGAGUUCUCCUCCUCGCCCUGUUCCCAGGGAGCCAGAUUCCUUGCCACAGAACAUCAGGAACCAGGCCUGAUGGGAGAUGGAAUGUACAACCAAGUGCGGCCCCAAAUUAAAUGUGAGCAGUCUUACGGAACCAACUCCAGUGACGAAUCCGGAUCGUUCUCGGAAGCAGACAGUGAGUCGUGUCCUGUGCAGGACAGGGGCCAGGAGGUAAAACUUCCUUUUCCUGUAGAUCAAAUCACAGAUCUUCCAAGAAACGAUUUCCAGAUGAUGAUUAAGAUGCACAAGCUAACCUCAGAACAGUUAGAGUUCAUUCAUGAUGUCCGACGGCGCAGCAAGAACCGCAUCGCAGCCCAGCGCUGCCGCAAGAGGAAACUGGACUGUAUUCAGAAUUUAGAAUGUGAAAUCCGCAAAUUGGUGUGUGAGAAAGAGAAACUGUUGUCAGAGAGGAAUCAACUGAAAGCAUGCAUGGGGGAACUGUUGGACAACUUCUCCUGCCUUUCCCAGGAAGUCUGCCGAGACAUCCAGAGCCCCGAGCAGAUCCAGGCCCUGCAUCGGUAUUGUCCUGUCCUCAGACCCAUGGACUUGCCCACGGCCUCCAGUAUUAACCCUGCGCCCUUGGGUGCUGAGCAGAACAUUGCGGCCUCCCAAUGCGCAGUGGGGGAAAAUGUGCCCUGCUGCUUGGAGCCAGGUGCGGCUCCCCCCGGACCCCCCUGGGCACCCAGCAACACCUCCGAGAAUUGUACCUCUGGGAGGAGACUAGAAGGCACUGACCCGGGAACCUUCUCAGAGAGAGGACCUCCUCUUGAACCCAGGAGCCAAACAGUGACCGUGGACUUCUGCCAGGAAAUGACUGAUAAGUGUACAACUGACGAACAGCCCAGGAAAGAUUACACCUAGUGACUCGGCCCUGCCUCCCAGUCCACACACCUCUCCCAUUCAGGCGUUCUUCAGUCAGCCUGUGGCACUGUUCAUCUGCUGUCCCGAAGAAACCGAGAACACAUUUGGUGCACACUACAGCGGUCUUAGCAGCAAUACUGUUCCGAAGUAUUCUCUCCUCUUCUCGAGCAGGAGUGAUAGAUAGUUACCUUCACAAUGGUGCUACCCCUUGCCCAGGCAAGGAAAGACAGCAGUGAUGACACUGUCUGUCUGUGGCUCAAUUUCAGUCUUCACAGGGAUAGACUACAACACCUCUAGGCCCCAACCACGGAUUUUUUUUCUCAGUGGCCCAUGUCACAAACCCUAUCUCAGGAAUUUCUUCUGAAUGUUCAAUUUUUUUCAUUGAAGACAGCUUCUAUACACAUCAAAGUUUUAUAGCUAGACUGUACAUAUUAUAUAUAAUAUAUAUAUAAAUAUAUAUAUAUAUAUCCAUAUGCAAAAGUCCUGCAUGCCUCAACUUUCUCAUCCUAAAACUGGAAACUUAUUUCUCAUUUAGAAACAGGUUCCAACAUUCCUCUUCUUUUGUCUCUGAUGCUAGAACUAGUUUGGUAACUGUUAACAUGGUCAUUUUUCUUGCUUCACAGUUCAAUUUUCAAUUUGUACUUAUUUAUGGACAAAAUUCAGUGUUGGAAGCUUUUUCCCAAGGCUUUGUUUCAGAUUUCUUUUUCGUUUGGUUUGGUUUUGGCACCGCCAAGUGGUGUCAUUUGAGCAUUGUGGGUUUGUUUUUUGUUUGUUUGGGGGGUUUUGUUUGUUUUUGUUUUUGUUUUUUUUCCUUGCAGAUACUGUACAGUAAUGGUCAACUUUGCCACUUGCACUGAGUUUUGGGUCAAACCUAUUUUCUUAAAUGAAGUUGUAACUUCGGUAUAACUCAAGUAUACUGUAUAUUCUUUGCUUUUAGUUAAAAAAGUAAAACAUUUUAGCUAAUUAAAAAGCACUCAGGUGAUAAUUAUGUAGGAAAAACAAUCUUGCCAAAUAAUGAAUUCAUCCUAGGAUGUGUAGACAAUAAUCUGCUUGAAUAUUUUUAUAUUUCACCUCCUCCCCACCUUUCCCUAAGCAAAGUUUAAAUGCAGAUAGAGAGUUCAGAGUUGAUGCUGGAUGUUCAGAUUCCUAAGUGGGGAGAGAGUUUGGACAUCUCACUCAAAAGUACAUCAGAAAAACAGGAAUCCGUGAUUUUAUACCAGAACUCAGCAGGCAUUGGCUCCUAGAAAUCAAGUUAGAACGUUUUCACCCAGGGAGUAAGUCCCAUUCAUUUCAACACGUCCUGAGGCCUCGGCUUGCUCUGGGAAGUGUUGUGCAGUAGGACCUGCUCCCCUGAAGGAUGGGGCCCACCAGCCACUGGCUUUCCUGCCCAGGCUCGGCCUCCCAGGACAUCUGGCCAGAGGGGGAUUUGAAUCACAGCCCCGAAGGUCCUGCCUUCAUCCCGUUGGGAGAGAGCAGGGCAUCCUGGCAUCUGCGAUCCAUCCCUGACACAGGCUGACACAUUCUUUCUCCUUUCCUUCUCCAAAGGCUUGGAGUUUUCUUCUGAGGUUUUUCUGCCAGUGUCUUGUCUGAAGGCAGACUUCAUUCUGAGGCUUUGGACAAGCCAUCACCGGGAACCCUCCCUGUCCCCUUCCCGAAUCACACACAUACCCUACCCUCACCUGAUGAUAAUUUUCUCUUCUUGCUGCAAAACUGGUUGGCUUGCAACCCAGAGAGAGCAGCUUCCCUUGGUUCUGGGGCCGUGUUGGCCCCAGCCACGUUUACAGGAAGGUGUGCCCCAGAGGAGGAGGAAUCAGCUCCCUCGCUCCGGUGGCCUUGGGUCCAGGUCUCACUGAGCAGCCCAAGGGCCACUCCAGCCCGGCUGGGGAAGAGAGUCCUGAACGGUUUGAUGUGGGGAUGGGGUGGUGGGCAGUGGGGAAUAGAUGGUUGACUUUGUUUCUUUAUUUGUGCCAUUGUUUGGACAAUAUUAAAGCUGCAUGUAAACGGGGAAAUUAGUAUAUGAUGUAGGCUAAAAGUGAAAUCAUAGUAACAUAUGUUUUAGUAUUAUUAACUUUUUUCUGUACAAAUAUUAGCACUAAAUGUUUAAAUAUGUAUGAAUGCCAGAAAUUUGUCAGUUCAUGCAGUAGGAAAAAAAAAAAAAAGGCUUUUCUUUUUAAACAGUUCCACUUUUAAAACCUG
Symphalangus syndactylus (siamang) is the source of this 5492-nucleotide messenger RNA. RefSeq names its product BACH transcriptional regulator 2 (gene BACH2). Gene Ontology annotation, molecular function: DNA-binding transcription factor activity, RNA polymerase II-specific; protein binding; RNA polymerase II cis-regulatory region sequence-specific DNA binding. The record is from RefSeq and is a predicted model, not a curated record. NCBI's taxonomy places the organism in Eukaryota, Metazoa, Chordata, Mammalia, Primates, Hylobatidae. Gene Ontology annotation, biological process: regulation of transcription by RNA polymerase II.